Solea senegalensis (Senegalese sole) is the source of this 2527-nucleotide messenger RNA. RefSeq names its product prenyl (decaprenyl) diphosphate synthase, subunit 1 (gene pdss1). The coding region runs from base 23 to 1276 and encodes 417 amino acids. The transcript is spliced from 11 exons. Gene Ontology annotation, biological process: ubiquinone biosynthetic process; isoprenoid biosynthetic process. Gene Ontology annotation, cellular component: mitochondrion; transferase complex. The record is from RefSeq and is a predicted model, not a curated record. Gene Ontology annotation, molecular function: prenyltransferase activity. Lineage: Eukaryota; Metazoa; Chordata; Actinopteri; Pleuronectiformes; Soleidae.
UGCGACGGGGGGGGGUAACAACAUGGCCGCUCCGUGGUGGAGACACUGCCGCAGGUGGACUACAAACUGUUCGAGGGCGAGUUUCGCGGAAACCGUGCGGCAUUUUAACGGCAGGACAGCAGCUUUCUCGACGUCCUCUCCGGGCCGGGCGUCCUGGAUCUCCAGGCCAGGGAACGAGGGACAAUCACCAUCAUCUAUGCAGGCAAACCUGAACAUUUUAAACCUAAACAGACACACGUCGCGGUUGCGGUUUCCGUCACUCCAGUCAUGCUGUUGCAGAACAAUACACAGCGACGCAAAGCUCAAAGAUCCUUUCACAUUAGCCCAAAAAGACAUGGCGAGUUUAUAUGAGGACAUCAAAAAGGAGCUGUUUGUGUCUAAAGAGGAGCUGAAGUAUUUAUGUGAUUACUACUUCGAUGGCAAAGGCAAAGCAAUCCGACCGAUGAUUGUUGUUCUCAUGGCUCGAGCCCUCAACAUCCACAGCAACGGAGCAGGAGAUUUGCUCCCGGGGCAGAAGGCCAUCGCCAUGAUCUCAGAGAUGAUUCACACUGCCAGCCUUGUGCACGACGACGUCAUCGAUGGAUCAGAUAAGCGUCGAGGGAAGAGAACAAUCAAUGAAGUGUGGGGUGAAAAAAAGGCAAUCCUGGUUGGAGAUUUCAUCCUCUCUGCCGCCUCCAUGGCUUUGGCUCGGAUUGGAAACAUCUCUGUGGUCAAAGUGUUGUCCCAGGUCAUAGAAGACCUGGUCCGAGGUGAAUUCAUGCAGCUGGGCUCUAAAGAGAACGAAAACGAGAGAUUCAAACACUACCUCGAGAAAACCUUCAAGAAGACGGCGAGUCUUAUUGCAAACAGUUGUAAAGCAGUUUCCAUCCUGGUCAACUCUGAUCCGGAUGUUCACGAAAUCGCCUUCCAGUAUGGGAAGAACGUGGGCAUUGCUUUUCAGCUGGUGGACGAUGUGCUGGACUUCACAUCAGGGGCCAGUCAUUUGGGGAAGCCCACAGCUGCAGAUCUCAAACUGGGUUUAGCCACUGGACCAGUUCUGUUUGCUUGUCAACAGUUUCCUGAGCUUCAUGCUAUGAUCAUGAGACGUUUCAGCUCCAAUGGAGAUGUAGAUCGAGCCUGGCAGUACGUCCUCAAGAGCGAUGGCGUGCAGCAGACAAACUUUCUGGCGCAGCGCUACGGCCGAGAAGCCAUCCGACACAUCAGUCUGCUGAGGCCGUCAGCGGAGAGAGACGCCCUCAUCCAGCUCACUGAGAUGGUGCUAACCAGAGACAAAUAAUGAUCCUUCCUCUGCUGCGGUGUCACUUCAGGCAGCUACCAGUAGUAAGCCAACUUCAAGACACACACAGACGUGGAGAGAGAGCGAGGGAGACAAUGGAUGUUUGGAGAAAUCUCCUUGUGAUGGUUUUAAUGCCAACUUUGAGUGGGAAAAUGGCAGAACACUGAACCAAAAGCAAGGGAUCAAAACAGCAGUGUGACAUACGUUUGCCCUUGUUCAGACCUGGUAUUAACAUCCAAACCUCAGCAAUCUGAUCUCAUACAGACUGAAGUACCAGUUUUCACAUUAUUUAAAUAAACACUGACGUCACAUCUGUUCACGAGGACAAAAUUGUUUAUUUCAUGUCUGACUGUAUAGAUGUGUUUGUCAAAUCAAAGCUGUGGUUACAUGAAAUACGUUUUAACCAUUACAGAAAAAGUUGGGAUACAACAAAUUAUAGAUUAAUAUAGAUAAGAUUAUUGUCUGGGGUAAUGCACUGCGAUUUUUCAACAGUACCCUGAUUAUAUGGGUAGCAGAUUAUAUGAAUUUUCAGAGUGUGUUCUUGCUCUUGUUGGUUUACUUUGCUGAACAAAACAUUGUAUAUGUAUAUGUCACUCCUCCAAGUUCACCAUGUUGCAUUUGAGAAGUUACAGGAACAGCAUAGCAACAUGACCAUGGUUAAAAACUAAACACUACUAUAUAAAUAACUGAUUGACUAUGAAACAAAUGCAACAGAAGUGCUAUUAAUGGUAAAGGUAGCACAGUUUGUUCCUCAGUUAAAAUGUCAUAGAAAGUCAAGAACACAGCAUCUUCAGGAUGAAUUGGGAGUUACUUAAUCUCGGAUUACACAGGAAUGAUUCAAUACCAGGUCUGAACAGGGUCACAUAAAAAUACAGCUGGUUUGCUCGUUGUGAUGAUUUUUUUGGAGGUGCAUGUUAAAUAAUCCGAUGCCACUGCUUCUACAGUACUGUACCUGCAGCUGCGUCACAGUGUCGCAGUGACUGUGUGUUCAGUCCCGAUCUGUGGAGCCGCUGCACCAUCUGUGAAAAUUCCAAAUAACAUGCACAGCUGUCGCCGGUGUGUCUGUCUGGAUCCGCGUACACGUCUCCUCCGAGAUCCGUCCACACCUGAACAGGCCCAACAGUCACAUCUCCUCUUUGACAUGUGAACUGUUGGGAGGUUGAUACUGUAACACAAAGUGUCCUGUAACGACAGAAGCCUUAACAUCUACAGCUGUGCACUCAAUAAAUCAACUGUUUUUUAUUUAACCAA